Pichia kudriavzevii is the source of this 2907-nucleotide messenger RNA. RefSeq lists its product as uncharacterized. Bases 1 to 2907 code for a protein of 968 amino acids. The transcript has a single exon. The record is from RefSeq and is a predicted model, not a curated record. Gene Ontology annotation, molecular function: DNA binding; zinc ion binding; DNA-binding transcription factor activity, RNA polymerase II-specific. Lineage: Eukaryota; Fungi; Ascomycota; Pichiomycetes; Pichiales; Pichiaceae. Gene Ontology annotation, biological process: regulation of DNA-templated transcription; DNA-templated transcription.
AUGAGUGGUGCAGGGCCUCAGGAAAACAAGCCGGCGAAGAAUAGACUCCAUAAAUCUCUGCCCAAUGUGCAUCCUACGAACUCGAUGGUUUUACCGGACGGAAAAAUAUUCAAGGUACAGAAGAAAAGGCAAAGAAAGAUUCACAGCUGUAUACCUUGUCAUCAAAGGAAGAUCAGGUGUUCACGGGAAAAGCCUACUUGUAACAACUGCUUAAAGCUGGCAGAGAAGAAUCCCGCAGAAGAGGACGAGAUCAUCGAAGCUUGCAAAUAUUUCGACAAUGAUAAAAAGAAAAACCUGAAGAUAAAAGGCGUUGAGAUUGAAGAGCUUCAGAGGCUCCCAUCAGAGAGUGAAGGAAGUCAAAGUGUUAGUGCGGUUGGAACUGCACACGAGAGAAACAUUCAACACGCUAGUCCCAGUAGAUCCUAUUUUAAUCCUAUUAAUGAUUAUUACGGGAUGGAUGAUCAACCAUUAUGCCGUCAAGAGUAUCAAUCUAAGGAGGACUCAUUUGAAAUGGAGAAUGGCUCUGAAAAGAUCGAUUCAGAAAUUUCCGACAGGGGAAAUCAGAAUAUUCAUGAAAAUGAACAUGAACAUACUUUAAAGGAUGUAAAUCCAUCAGAAUUUCCUUUUGAUUCAACAGACUUUAUUUAUAUUCCAAGAAAGGAUACACUGGCUUUCUUACCAACAGAAGAAAACUAUGCGUGUCAGGAUCUUAAUUCUAGUAACUUUCAACUGAACUCCAUGUAUUAUGAAAACCAAGUGUGUUCUCAGUACGCAAAACAAUUUGCCUCUCAGUUUGUCCCUAUUCUUAAUAGUCUACCUACCAAGGAUAGGUCAGAUGAGCUUCUGAAAACUUUUCAGGUAAACAUUCAUUCAUUAUUACCCAUUCUAGAUAUGGACUCAUUUGUUGAGAAGUAUAACGAAUUUUGGUAUUGUGGUAUGUUUCUAACGGACAAUAUCGAAAGGCUCUACGAAUAUAACAUUUAUUUCAAGGACAAAGAUGACACCGAAAUACCAGAAAAAAUAAACGACUUUCUUUAUUGGCAUAAUAAGACCAAUGAAACUCUAAACCCAUCAAAUCUCUCUGAAUUUUUGAUCCUUUUAUUUGCAAUGUACUACACGUCAAUGGCAAGUUCAGUGUAUGAAUUUUUGUCAAAGAAAUACGACAAUUUUAAUAGCAUUUUAACCUAUAAGAAUGAGGUCAAUAAAUAUUACAAUGUUUUCAAGAAAAUGAAUAAUAAAGGGUUAAACAAUCCAAGAGUGAUGUCAUUGGCCGUUUUACAAAUUAAUGUCCUCGUUCAAUCUAUUAUAAAUUUGAAGUCGGGAAAUUCGUUAAUUAGUAUAACUAAAAUAUUGAGAAUAAGUCAGUUUUACCAGUUUAAUAGAGAUCCCGUUUUGUAUCACGGAUUGAAGGAAACUAAUUUAGUUCAAACAAGAAGAAUGGUUUGGUGGCAAAUUUUCUUUUUAGAUAAUUUGGUGUCAUUCUUCUUGCACUUACCGCCGUCCGUCAAACUAUCGGACUUUGAUACCAGCUUACUAAUGGAGAACUUAGAUAACCACUCGUCAUCUCAUUGCACAAUAAUGUAUCUCAACUGUAUGUAUAGAUUUACAUUGGUAGUAGAUGAAUUGAGUAGCCUAACAAAUGGUCUGAGUGGUCAGCUAAGAGACGAAGAUGUGACCAAGUUGAAGAAUAGCAUCAAAAACCUUUUCAUCACUUGCACAAUGAGUAAGAAUAGAAUUAAAUCUAUAUAUCUCAAGCAAGUUGCUUUGGAAAUCAAAGUGACAUCUGGUAAUAAAGAAUUCAAUAAUUUGGUAUCCGAAAAUACUGGCGACAAAGGCGAACAUACAAUUCAACAUGAAGAAUAUGGGGCCAAUGAAAAUGGAAAAUUUAACCCCCAGUUGAAUUCUAAAACAUCAGACUAUCAUAAUUCAUCAAAAGAUACCUUGGAGUUUUUUAUUUCGUUUUUAGAUAUAAUUUGUGAUAAAUUACUAAUUAUGUUACAGAAAAAAAUUUUAAUCAACCCCUACGUCUCAAGAGUUAAUACGGUUGUUGAUGAAAAUUUGAAUUUGAAGUUGCAAAAGUUACGAUAUAACUACACAGAUUUACAAAGUAAUCUUCUACCGAGCUUGGUUAACUAUCUAAAUGUGUUUUUGGUUCUGUCUAAGAAAGAUAUGCAAAAAUAUAAUUGGAAGCUAAAAAACUUCAUCCCCAUUGACGAGUUAAUAUUGUUGAUGCAAAUAUUAGCAACCAACUACAAAUCGGGUAUGUCACAGGUUGAUACGAAUGAGUUGCAUGAUAUAAAUUUAAAAAUAUACUUAGUUGAUCAAACAAUCAAUUCAUUGAAACUCAACUGGCAUUUGAAGUUAUCCAGUGUGAAUAAGUUGAUAUUUUUAGCAUCUAAGAUGUGGGAACUGAUGAUCUUAAAAUUCAAUAUAGACUUAGCAGUUGCAUAUUCAUUGUCGGAGAAAUUUGUCUUCCCAACGGCUGUUAACGAAAACACAGCUCACAAUAAUCCAAUCCAAAAACCAAUUUCCUCAGAUUCAGUGAAUUGUGCAGAAAUUGCACCUAGAAGUUUAGGUUUGGCGUCGGCAAUGGAUACCCCAUUGAAUACAAAAAAAAAAUCACUUUUUAAUCCUGUUUCUUCAACUGGAGAAGUUAGCAGAAAGAAUUAUGCGUUGAAUAUGAAUGUUAAUGUAAAGGACCGAUUUUUGAAAGUUGCACGAGAAGUGGAGGAUGAAUUAUUGAAAGAAGGUGGAGCCGGUGUUAUCCAGGAUAUCAAUGAAGAUGAAGAAGGUUGGUAUAAUUUAGGCACAGAAGAGGAGUAUGGAUUAAACUCGAUUGAUGAUUUCCACUUCUACAAGAAUUUGAAAUCUGAUGUUGUUCGCUUAUUCAAAUUAGUUGUGUGUUGA